Molecule: messenger RNA, 3791 nt
Organism: Misgurnus anguillicaudatus (oriental weatherfish)
Lineage: Eukaryota; Metazoa; Chordata; Actinopteri; Cypriniformes; Cobitidae
Gene: tox2
Product: TOX high mobility group box family member 2
Biological process (GO): regulation of transcription by RNA polymerase II
Cellular component (GO): nucleus
Molecular function (GO): chromatin DNA binding
Source: RefSeq, a predicted model, not a curated record
GGAUGUGGAGGGAGCGCAUGUAGAGAGACUCAACCCCCUUUUUCUUUCACUCGCUCUGUUGCUUUUUGUUUAGGUUAACAAUAGAGUGAGUGAGUGAGAGAGAGAGAGAGAGAGAGAGAGAGAGAGAGAGAGAGAGAGAGAGAGAGAGAGAGAGAGAGAGAGAGAGAGAGAGAGAGAGGACCGAACAGAAGCGCGAGCUGCUCUCCAUGCCUUCAGUCUAGCGGAACGGGCGAUGGAUGUGAGAUUUUACCCGGCACCUCCUUCAAGCGUGGGCUCGUGUACUUUACCCACCGACACCAGCCUCUCCUCCCUGGACUAUUACCACUGCAACAAGAACAGAUACAGUGUAGGAGAUCGAGGUGUUAGACUGUACAGCGCUUUACCGGUGAGACCUGACCCUGAGGGAAAACGACUGCCCUCUGUAGGGUUUGAUGGUGAAAAUAUGUACAUGAGUGAGAACAACCAAGAGUUUCUCUCCCCGAGUCAGCAGAAUUACUCAGGUCAGGGAGGGGGGACCGGGAAUGGAGGUGGUGGAGGUGAUGAGGAUUAUGAGAUUCCCCCUAUAACCCCUCCAAAUCACCCUGAGCCGCCUCUACUGCACCUGAUGGACCCUGAGUCUGGUUACCUGUGUCACUCUCUGCCUCACAACGGUCUGAUCAAUCCGUACUCUUACCCCGAGCUGCCCACCCUGAUGAUGUCCAACAUGCUCGCCCAGGACGGCCACCUGCUGUCUAGUCAAAUGCCCUCGAUGCCGGCGUUUACGGGGCAAUCUGGCAGUCAUUACCCCCGUGCCCAUCACAGCCCCAUGCUAAACAGAUCUGCCCGGAUACUGCCCCACCCCAUGAGCGCCCUCUCACAGCUCAGCUCUCAGAUUGGUCAAGGCUCCUUUACCCACGGUUCCCCAUCAUCAUCAGGAAGUCAGUCAGCCACGCCCUCCCCCUCAAGCUCCGCCCAGGAAGAGGAAGCAAAGUACCACUCAAAGAUUACGGGUGAGAAGAGGCCUUCCUCUGACAUGAUGAAGCCCAAACCCAAACCUCAGAAGAAGAAGAAGAAGAAGGACCCCAAUGAACCACAGAAGCCCGUGUCGGCAUACGCACUCUUCUUCAGGGACACACAGGCUGCCAUUAAAGGCCAAAAUCCCAACGCAACCUUUGGAGAUGUUUCCAAGAUCGUGGCAUCAAUGUGGGACAGUCUGGGAGAAGAACAGAAACAAGCAUAUAAGAGGAAAACAGAAGCAGCCAAGAAGGAGUACCUGAAGGCCCUGGCGGCGUACCGAGCCAGCCUGGUUUCCAAGAGCUACAAUGACCCAGUGGAGAGUAAAAGCUCUCAAUCGAGCCAACCUUCUCACAUGAUGCCCCCAAAUCCUUCUCUGUACAGCGUCCCACCUCAGCCCUCCUCCCCGUACCUGAGCCCCGGUCCCUUCCCUCUGUCAGACCUCCAGAGUUACGCCGCAGGAGCUCCCAGACACGGCCUGCCCCGAUCGGCCAUGCUGCCCUCGCUCAGUGCCUCGCCACCGGCAUCGUUUCAGAUCAGCCCUCCUCUUCAUCAGCAGCUCUCUCUGCAUCAGGGCUCCCUCCUCAACCAGCCAAUCCGCAUGCAACAGGUUCAGUCACAGCCAAUCAUCUCUCACCAGAUGGGUCUCCAGGCUUCGCUCCACUCCCCGCCUCCAGGACAGCAGGGAUUUUCUCACUUACAGUCCGAGUAUCAGAAAAGUGUGGGGGGAUCUCAAUCUCCAGGAGCUCCGAAUCCAGGGGGUCAGAACCCGGACUGGGACAGCGAAUACUGUAACCGGGAAUGUGGUGGAAACCACUGCAGUGGCAGUAUGAUAGGCAGGGACAAGCCGCUCUACCUCACUUGAAACAAAACAAGGAGACCAGAUGAACCAACACCAGGGAGUCCCAACCACCCCUCCCAAAUACCAUCAGUUUAACCUCAGUGUCAUUUUUCAUUCGUUUUUAGAGGGAUGCGUGUGUGUGUGUGUGUGUGUGUGUGUGUGUGUGUGUGUGUGUGUGUGUGUGCGCGCGCGUGUGUGUGUGUGUUCUGAGACUACUAGCGAUUCUUUCAUUUUUGCCGAGCACUUAUAAUGUACAGGCGUCUCUGUCAGAGACCUGCAGGAGCACACAAUCUGUCUCUGAAUACUGUUAACAGAAAAAAGACAAAAAAACAGAUGUAUAUAACAAAAAUGAAUGGCAAAAAAAUAGCAAACUACCAUUAAAGUGGCCCUCAGGGCAACAUGAGCUUUAAUUCAAACAGAGGACAAACUUUUCUCAUAGAUUCUCUGUUACUUGUCUCGGUUUCAUUUUUAUUGUCCUUUUAUUUAUUUUCUGCUUGCAACAUUGCGCUUUUUUGUCCGAAAACAGGCUAUUUUAUUUCGACGACGAUGCUCACGAUGCUCUGUGAAGUUUUGGUAGAAAGGGCAAAAAAUAUAAAGUAAAAAGAAGUAAAAAAGCGAAAACCGAUAACUUCUUUUGUAAUUUUAAAGACCCUGUCGGUCUUUACCGCUCUGUCACAGUGUGAUUGUAAAUAUCACUUUUUUGAGGGUCAGAUUUGGAAGAUGAAGUCUAGAUAUUUUUUCUUCUUUAAUAUGACUUAUAAUUCAUUGAUUUGUAUUUCAAAGGGUAUUUUGUGAAUGGGUGAAUGCGUGUGAAUGGGUGAAUGUGUUUGUGUAGCUGAACAGCCUGUGAUAUCAGAAGUGUUUUCACACGUACACAAUCUUGCAUUAAAAUCUGUGUGCACUGCUGAGAGAAAGAGAGAGAUCAAUGACAAAAGCCAUGACAAACUGCAUGACCCGGCUCUCCAUUUCAUCAGGCGUGUGGGAACCUCGAUUUCAGACUGACAUCACAGACGAAACGUUUUCCCAAUAGUGCUCACAACCAUCAUUUAAUUUACUCUCAGGUUAUAAACAUGACCACACCAAAAAACAUCUCCAGAUUAAGCUGAAACAACCUUUACGUGAGUUCACGAUUGUCAACGCACUAUUAAACUAGAUGGAUCAGGUAGCUUUAGCUUUAAACAAAGUAACGGGUUAACAAACUUUUCUUUAAAUCUCUCAAACUAAUUUUGCAAUGACACAUGACAUCGAGCACACACACGACCGGACGCGUCUGCAUUCACAAACUUGUGCACAUUUUCGGGUCCUACUGUACGGAGAAGUUUUGGGGGUCAUGUGUUUUGCCUGAGGUUAAAUCCACCAAUAUAAGAUGAUGUAAAGAGGAACGAUGAUGUUCUGGAUGUGAGAUAUUACAGCACACAGUUAAACAACAGUGGGUCGAUAGUUUUCUAGUAGCUUUUGCUAGAUGUUUUAUUGUGUUGAUUUCAUCUUUUAAGUUCUGUGGGAAUAAACGAAAAUACAUUCGAUCAUUUAGUCAAGCGUUUUAUUUGAAUCUUUAUUUUCUACUGUAGCAUAUUAUUUUUUAGUUGAAUAAAAGAAUAACUUCUUUUGUGUACAAACCUGCCAAUUGUAGUUAUUUUAUUUGUAAAGUCAGCAAUGAUAAUUAUUUUAAAAAUGUUAUCAGCCCAUCAGUUAAUAUUUAAUAAUGUUUAACAGGUUUCUAUUUAUGAACAAAAUGAGAUCGGUUUUGCUUAUAACUACGAUAUUUGAAUUCUAUCGUUUUGUUCUUUUCGUUGUUGUUGUUUGUUUUGUUUUUUAUGAUGAUGAUGCUAAUGAAGACAAUUGCUAUUUUUUAUUUACUUUUUGAAUGCUGGUUUAUUCUUUCAUUACCAGCCAGGUCAUUUUUGUGUCACUUUGCCUUUUUGUUUCUUUUUGUCCGUAAUAAAAACGUUAAACGAGA